AUGGAUGUGUCCAACGAUUGGAUGGAUACACCACAUCAUGAAAAAGAAUAUCAACUCGGUGUAGAAAAGUUUUUACACUUUGCUUUUUCAUCACCGGGAAUUCCUCAAGGGGAAGAAAUUCAAUGCCCAUGUGCAAAGUGUUGUAAUAGACUUUGGUUAAGGAGAGAUGUCGUGUAUGACCAUCUAAUAUGCGAUAGAUUCGUAAAAGGUUAUAGGCGGUGGUUUAAUCAUGGGGAAUCACUUGUUGCUAUGGAUGUUGACAGUGACACAGAUGAGGAAUAUAACUACAAUGAUAAUAUUGAUGAGUUGUUACGUGAUAGAUUCAGAGAUACUACACAAGUUGAUGGACAUAACAUGGGGCCUAACGAAGGUGCAAAAGAAUUUUAUAAAUUGGUAGACGAGGCAAGCCAAGAGCUAUACCCUGGAUGUAAAGGAUUCACAAGAUUAUCCUUUACCAUCCGUCUUUACUUGUUAAAAUGCUUGCACGGUUGGAGUAAUGCGUCGUUCACUUCUCUCUUAGAAUUAUUGAAAGAAGGAAUGCCACAUUUGAAUAUUCCUACUUCUUUUGAUAAAACGAAGAAUAUGGUGAAGAAUUUGGGUCUUGACUACCAAAAGAUCGAUGCAUGUCCCAAUGAUUGUAUGUUGUAUCAGAACGGGCAUGAGAAUGACUCAUCUUGCCAUGUCUGUGGAACAUCCCGUUAUAUUGAGCAUCAUGUAGAAGAGGACGAUGCUACCUCAUCUAAAAAGCCUCGUAAAGUUGCUGCAAAAACUCUAAGGCAUUUCCCCCUGAUUCCUAGACUUCAAAGGCUUUUUAUGUGCACAAGGACGGUUGAAGCUAUGUCUUGGCAUCAUAAUGAAUGUGUUAAAGAUGGGUCGUUAAGGCAUCCUGCCGAUGGUGAAUCUUGGAAAGCAUUUGAUAGUCGACAUGAAGAUUUUGCAAAGGAACCUCGUAAUGUAAGACUUCGCUUAGCAAGCGACGGAUUCAAUCCGUUUCGAACUUUGAGUAGUACACAUAGUACAUGGCCUGUUGUUCUGAUGGUGUAUAAUCUACCCCCUUGGAUGAGUAUGAAGCCUGAUUAUUUUAUGCUCUCUUUACUCAUUCCUGGCCCACAAUCACCUGGAAAUGAUAUUGAUAACUUUCUUCAACCACUAAUUGAAGAAUUAAAAGAAUUGUGGGAGUUAGGUGUCGAAACAUAUGAUUCCAAAGAGAACAAAACAUUCAACAUGAGAGCAUGUCUUUUAUGGACAAUUAACGACUUCCCUGCGUAUGCUAUGUUAUCUGGGUGGAGUACAAAGGGAAGAUUGGCUUGUCCAUGUUGUAAUGAUGAGACUUCUUCUAUAUAUCUGAAACAUAGCCACAAGACUGUUUAUAUGGAUCAUCGAAGGUUUUUACCCAUGAACCAUCUAUGGAGACAUAAUAAAAGAUCUUUCAAUGGGAAAACUGAACUUAGGUCUCCACCGCAGUUGUUAGAUGUAACAACUGUAUUUCAUAUAUUGCAAGGGGUAGAUAAUUCUUUUGGGAAGAAGCAAAGGAAAGCAAAGAAUGGCAUUUCAAAUUGGAAAAAGUGA
Messenger RNA from Arachis ipaensis, 1569 nucleotides. RefSeq lists its product as uncharacterized. The record is from RefSeq and is a predicted model, not a curated record. Lineage: Eukaryota; Viridiplantae; Streptophyta; Magnoliopsida; Fabales; Fabaceae.